GUUACCUAGGAUCUGCCCACAGCUCUAGCAUGAUUUCGAUUCAAGAAUAUUUUAGCAUUCGAAUUUGGACGGCACGGAGGCUAAGAAGGUUGUUCGACCUUUCUUAGCGGAAAUUUUCGUAAAGUGAAGAUUGUGCAGUGUUAAGUACGGCAAGCUCCAAAAGUGCUAAAAGCAACCACGAUUGUUGUAAAAUGUGGCGCAAUAGGAAAGAAAAUAUGACCAGCAAAGGGCAAAUCAGUGGCGACGGUCCCGAGCAUCGCAGUAAGUUAAAUUUGGCAGCAAAACCUUUUACAUUGCCGUUGCGUCGCAUAAACGCAGCAGCCCCAUCCAGCUCACGGGGGGACAGCAAUGGCAACGGUAAUGGUAGCAAAAUUCAAGAAAUUGCUUACAUUGGCCCGACACAUCUUCCCGUGAAUGCGCGCGUGUGGAAUUCGAUCUCGUCCUACUCGCUCGAAGAUAUCGCCCGAACGACUCCACCGGCAAAACCUGCACACAGCCAGAUCAUAAACGUGUUCCCCAGCAAUGGUGCAACCGCAACAGCAAGCAUCUUAAAAUCAACGUUUCAGCAUCCGGCUUCACAGGCUACACAAUUUCCUUUUGGGCCAAUUCUGCUUGACAAUGGCGUUAUACAGCUGCGCUUGCGAGAUUCGAUUACAGUGGACAUGACUGCGGAUGGCUCAGUGAAGGUUGUCAAUGGCAACCACAAUAUUGCAAUAGCUAUUUCUAGUGAUACGCUGGCUACUGCGAUGCAUCAUCCAAAUGGGAUCGUGUUUCAAAAUGGCCCACGGGUCGAUAUAGCUGCGGUUGAUGCAAGGCGUAAAUAUCCGUACAUUCGUUUCGCUAAAAUGUGGCAUAAAGGAAUCAGCUUGACAAGCGCAAGAUACGCCCUGAUUUAUCUGGUGGAUUCGGCCGGCACACGAACAACGUCGGAUAUGAUUAGUAUGGAUAUGGAAGCGGAUUAUGUGAACCAGGUCUUCUUCAAUGGCGUUGUACCUGCCGCCCACAACUACGUCGACCAGUGGCAAAUCAUCCAGAACUCGAGCUACCAGCUUGGACAGGAGGGAAGCCUGCAGUUCCAGGUGAACGGCUUUCGGAUCACGCAGAGUGGUGAUGGGUUGGUGAAAAUACAUCGCUCCAACAACCGCUGCUCGAUCCGUACCAGCCCGAGCAACGGUUGUGCGACAGUCACAACUAAUUCCAUCCAUUGCACCGCUUCGCUCGGGACAUCCUCUCAUCUGUUUGUACGACGUGAAGAGCGUCGGAUGCACUUUGACGGGGCCACCUUCAUCGUGCGCAAUGCUGGCCAUUCCGCUGGUUUUGACGAGCUUGAUCGAUUGCGCGUUUACUGAAGAGGAAAUGUAAGCACCUAUCGUCUCGGCCUUUAUUCAACUAUCCUCAUCAAAGGCUGCUGCUGCCGUAGACGCGGGUGGCUGUUUUUAGUAUGUAUUGUAUCUCGUUACAGCUUCACACGACACGUGGCUCUACUGAGUUUGUGGCGAGCAAAUUGAAUUCCGUUGUUUCGCAUUAGUCUAGUUAAAUUUCAAUUAUCGAUUAUUUUCGCAUUACCCUUACACCAUUAGGGACAUGCGUUUGGUGUUCGGGCAUGCAUGUCAUUUGUUAAUAAAGCUAAAUUCUCUUUAACGUAA
This is a messenger RNA of Anopheles funestus (African malaria mosquito), 1646 nucleotides long. RefSeq lists its product as uncharacterized. The record is from RefSeq and is a predicted model, not a curated record. The coding region runs from base 192 to 1349 and encodes 385 amino acids. Lineage: Eukaryota; Metazoa; Arthropoda; Insecta; Diptera; Culicidae. The transcript has 6 exons.